AUGGAGCAUGGACUAAACGCUGACCCCAGGGACUGUACUAGUUACACGGCCUGGGCAGGCAUUGCCCUGCUCUACCUGCACCUCCACCUCCACAGCAUCUUUGGAGACUUCUCUUUCCUCCAGAAGGCUCUGGACUAUGUCAGCCGCAGUCUGAGGAGUUUAACCCAGCGCUGGGUGACCUUCCUGUGAGGGGAUGCAGGGCCGCUAGCUGUUGCUGCAGUGGUCUAUCAUCGACUCCAGAAACCUCAAGAGGCUGAGGAGCGUGUGAACAGGCUGUUGCAUCUGCACCAGUCAGUAGUGCAGGGGAAAGGCAGGCUUCCUGAUGAGCUGCUCUAUGGCAGAGUGGGCUACCUUUACUCCCUCAUCUUCGUUAACCAUCAAUUUCAGCAGGAGAAGAUCCCCAUUCAAUACAUUCAACAGGUCAGCCACCAUUCUUUUGGCCUCAGACCUGACCGAAUGCACAUGACCUCGCAUUUGAACAAGGGAUACAUGACUAGAAUGAGUUAUGUAUCUCUGAAAUUGCUUCUGUCAUCUUCUGAUGUAACCAAGGACAUGCAGACAUUUUUAGCUUUUGGUAUUACACUGCCAUCAAGUGUGAAUAAACAACAUUACACACAAACAGACAUACAGAAGCAUCAAGAAAACCUAAGAUUUCUUCUCCAGGUGUUUGGUGUGAAGCAGUAUCUGGAGGACGCACUGCGCUGUGGCGAGGUGAUCUGGCAGAGGGGUUUGCUGAAGAAGGGCUAUGGCCUCUGUCUUGGAGCCGCCGGAAACGCAUAUGGCUUCCUGGCUCUUUACAAGAUCCUUCACCAGGAUCACCUCUACAGAGCCUGCAUGUUUGCAGACUGGUGCAUGAAUUAUGGAAAACAUGGCUGCCGGACUCCAGAUACACCGUUCUCACUGUUUGAAGUGAUGGCAGGCACAAUUUAUUUCCUGGCUGACUUGCUGCAACCGACUAAAGCCAAGUUCCCUGCUUUUGAGGUGUAAAGACUGUUCCAGAUGACUGAGCUUUUUCACUUAAGCUUCCUAGAGCCAGAAGAACUCGUCCUCUAAUGGUGGAAAAGUACUGUCUCACUCUGCAUGUGCGUCUGUAUGCCGCUGUUCUGUCACAAUUCACGCUAAGUCUUUUGAGAGGUGCUGUACAUGUGGAGAACAGUACGCAGGAGAUGUUAUUUUUGCCAUUACUGGAAGGUGGAUGGGAAUCUAGGAUGUAUAGAUUAGGGUCACUUUAGAACUAUUAAGCUUUAAAUAGUUCAGUAGGCUUAACAGAUUGCACUGAUUUUGUUUUUGAAUUUUUCAUGUUGUUAGUAUUACUUUAAUUAAAAUGACUCAUU
Carassius carassius (crucian carp) is the source of this 1334-nucleotide messenger RNA. RefSeq names its product LanC antibiotic synthetase component C-like 1 (bacterial) (gene lancl1). Lineage: Eukaryota; Metazoa; Chordata; Actinopteri; Cypriniformes; Cyprinidae. Gene Ontology annotation, biological process: carbohydrate metabolic process; peptide modification. Gene Ontology annotation, cellular component: plasma membrane. The record is from RefSeq and is a predicted model, not a curated record.